GCUCAAGGUUCAUUCUGUUUUCCAUUUAUCUGGCAGUCGCUCUCCCUCCCUAUGCCGUGCCUUGCUUCUGCUUCAAUGCAAUAGAACCAAAGUUCUGAAAUGGCGUGCUGUUACAAGUACCACUAUCUGUUUCUUCACUCUCAUUCCCUGUGGAGAAAGCUUCCACUCCCGCACAACAGCUCCACCGCGACUUUCUCUCGCAAUCUUCGAAUCCCCACUCUGUUUCAUUCUUCCGGCGCGCUACAGUCGAAGGGCUAUUGCAGCGCUGCUGCAGAUUCGUCAGGAGCUGUUCCUGCAACUUCGCCAACGUUGGUUCCUGACGCUGCAUUUGGAACCGGUCAAGCACUGCGGCUAGGUUCAGCUGCCAAAGCGGAACGUGUGACGAACGCUGAUCCUUUAAAUGGCAGAGUUAUGAUUGUUGACGGUACUUCGAUUAUUCACCGGGCGUACUACAAGCUCUUAGCAAAGUUGCACCAUGGUCAUCUAACACAUGCUGAUGGAAACGGAGAUUGGGUUUUAACAAUAUUUACGGCUCUAUCGCUUAUAAUUGAUGUUCUGGAAUUUAUCCCCUCUCAUGUGGUGUUAAUCUUAUGGCUGUUGUUUGGUUUCUUUUACCCGCAGGUAGUGUUUGACCAUGAUGGACUUCCUUUUGGUCAUACUUAUAAUUCAUCAAAAGAAAGUUUUACUGCAAAAGGUCAGAAUUUUCGGCACAAUCUAUACCCCGCAUACAAGAGCAACCGUCCUCCAACUCCUGAUACCAUUGUUCAGGGACUUCAAUACUUAAAAGCAUCCAUCAAGGCUAUGUCCAUAAAAGUCAUCGAAGUUCCAGGUGUAGAAGCAGAUGAUGUGAUUGGAACAUUAGCCUUAAGGAGUGUUGCUGCUGGGUACAAGGUACGAGUUGUCUCCCCCGAUAAAGACUUUUUUCAGAUAUUGUCUCCUUCCCUACGUCUCCUUCGAAUUGCUCCACGUGGUGAUCAGAUGGUAUCGUUUGGUGUCGAGGAUUUUGCUAAUAGAUAUGGAGGGCUUAAACCAUCCCAAUUCGCAGAUAUGAUAGCACUUUCAGGGGAUAGAUCUGACAAUAUUCCAGGAGUUAAUGGAAUUGGAGAUGUUUAUGCUGUGCAAUUACUCAGUCGAUUUGGCACAUUGGAGAGGUUGUUGGAAUCUGUUGAUCAAAUUAAAGAAGAUCGCAUUAGAAAGGCCUUGAUUGAAAAUGCUGAGCAGGCCCUCUUAAGCAAGGAACUGGCCCUGUUGCGGUCUGAUCUUCCAUUGUACAUGGUACCAUUUGCUGUAGAAGAUCUCUCGUUCAAUAAACCAGAGGACAAUGGUAGUAGAUUCAACAGCCUAUUAACAGCCAUCAGUGCUUACGCAGAAGGGUUUUCAGCUGAUCCCCUCAUCAGGAGAGCAGUUCAUUUGUGGAGAAAGUUGGAGUCAAGAUGAAAUUGAGUUCAUGUAUAGAGGGGAAUUUUUUAUUAGAACAUUUCAACAUUACACAACAUGAGGGUAUUAAAGUGUAUACAGAAAGCAGAGUAGGUUGUUCUUGUCAACUAUCGUAUAAGUAUUUGUAAUUUUGAUGUAAUUUGGCACGCAAAGUAUAUAUUUUUGGAGGUAAAAAUCAUAAAGUGGACAUUAGGUAGAGCAGGAAGAAGUGUGAGAAGUCAAAGUCUAUGCCUUCACACACUCAUGCCAGCUAGAGCAUUACGAAAAUGCUAUUUGUUGCUACAUGGCAUUUACACUACACAAUACUGAUUUGCGCUUAAUUCAUUUUACAGGAGGAUUAUAAUGA
Molecule: messenger RNA, 1783 nt
Organism: Vigna unguiculata (cowpea)
Lineage: Eukaryota; Viridiplantae; Streptophyta; Magnoliopsida; Fabales; Fabaceae
Product: 5'-3' exonuclease family protein
Biological process (GO): DNA replication, Okazaki fragment processing
Molecular function (GO): 5'-3' exonuclease activity; DNA binding; 5'-flap endonuclease activity
Source: RefSeq, a predicted model, not a curated record